AUGACAAGAAUCGAUGCCGAUAUUCAGAUUGGAUAUCCAGAUCUUUUUGAGGCUGGUAGCCAGGCAUACUUUGAGAUCAUACGACACUGGCUGGAUACGUGUGACGUCCAGCAUAGAAACUGCCAACGGAAUAUCUCGAGAAACACAUCCGAUUGUGAGAACCCGAACGUUGCAUUGCGACGGGACUACUUGCCCACACGAGUCAUUGCUGUGGGAAAGCCAGGAGACAAAACUGUGCAUCUUCUGGAGACUAGACAGUCAAAACCUCAAGAUCGUGGGGAAUGGAUCGCACUUUCUCAUCAAUGGGGCAACGGGAGUCAAUUCUGCACCACCACGGCUAAUCUGAAGGCACACAUUGACGGUAUGGAUUUCGAAUUGCUACCUGCUACUUUCAAACACGCAGUCACGGUGACUCGUGCUCUUGGGCGGCCGUACCUUUGGAUCGAUUCGAUUUGCAUCAUACAAGGCGAAGGUGGCGACUUUAACCAAGAGGCUAAGAACAUGGAGCAAGUCUACAGUGGUGCGUAUUGCGUCCUGGCGUCGAGCAGAUCUCCAGGACACUACGCUGGAUUUUUGCAGAAGAGAAACCAGAGACAUACUGUUGUCAUGCGACAACAUGGGAAACCGGCGCCAUUUCAUAUCUCCGAGAUCAUUGACAACUUUGGAUCUCACGUUCUGGACGGGUCAUUGAACAAAAGAGGAUGGGUACUGCAGGAACAUGCACUCGCGCGUCGAACGGUAUAUUUCACUGAUCAUCAGACAUACUUUGAGUGUGGGGAAGGUGUUCGCUGCGAAACAAUGACGAAGAUGACCAAUGAACUGGCCACAUUCCUCGGGGAUCCAGACUUCCCAAAAGUAAUAAUGAAGGCUGACCAAGGAGAAAGAAUUCUUCGAUACCAGGAUCUCUACAGCACAUAUUCUCGACUCGGUCUUUCGAAGGAUCAUGAUCGAACGAUGGCAAUCGACGGCCUACAGGACAGGCUCCUUAAUACACUCAGAGUUCAAGGGGGCUUUGGUAUCUUCGACGAGGGAGACAAAGAUGGCCAAAAUCGGGGUUUACUUCGCCGAAGCUUACUAUGGCGCCGUGGAGCUGGUACUCCUACUUUAGACCGCAUCAAAUUUCCCAAGGACCAUCCCAUCGCGAAGGUACCCUCAUGGUCGUGGAUGGCAUGCAAAGGCGGGAUCGACUACAUAAGUCCGUCUUUUGGUGGCGUAGAUUGGGAAAAGAUGAGGUCGCCUUGGUCCAAAGCGACUGGAGGUUUCGAAAGCAAGAUACAGACAGAUGAUCGCGGCGGAGACGUGGCUCUGGUUGCCGAAGCCAGAGACUACAACCUUCUCAACCUUCGCGAUGGGCAAGGUGAAAUCAUUUUCGACCGCCCUGGUGAUUCCCAUCAGCCUUCAACAAAGUGCGUUGUCUUAGGAAAGCAGAAGGCGAUCGCUCCGUUGGGAGACAACACGAACAACAUGAGAGAUCAUUACCUCUUGAUUGUGGCGUCAACGAACAAGAGAGACAAGGAUGGGCACUUGAUCUACGAACGUGUAGGGGCCGGUUAUUUGCCUGGAAAGUUCAUUGGAUCAACUGGUGAAGAGGUCAGAAUUCAUUGA
This is a messenger RNA of Colletotrichum gloeosporioides, 1605 nucleotides long. RefSeq lists its product as uncharacterized. Lineage: Eukaryota; Fungi; Ascomycota; Sordariomycetes; Glomerellales; Glomerellaceae. The transcript is spliced from 2 exons. The record is from RefSeq and is a predicted model, not a curated record. Bases 1 to 1605 code for a protein of 534 amino acids.